UUCUGCACCCCAGUGCAGAGCCGGGAGUUGCCUCCUGUGCUUGAAGACAUGGCGGGACCCUGCAGCCUGGCCACCGGCCUCCUGCUCCUGGCCUUCUGCGCCCUCCACGCGGUUCCUGCAGGUACCUUGAGGGUUCCCUCUUCUUGUUGCUUGUCCUUCAUUCCCAAGAAGAUUCCGCAGAACCAAGUGGCAAGUUACCAGCUGGUCAGCCGAAGCGUCUGUCCCAAGGAAGGCGUGAUAUUCACCAACAAGAAGGGCCAGAAGCUCUGUGCUAACCCCAAGCUUCCGUGGGUACAGAAAUACAUGAAGAAACUGGAUGCCAGGCAGAAAAAAGUGGCCGCGAGGACCAGGCCUGUGGACACCAGAAGGCCCUCUCGCAGGCGUCCUGCCAGCAAGGCUGUCCUGUCCUGACUGGGGUCUGCUCCCGAGAGGCCCCGUUCCUGCUCUCAGUGUCUCUAUAUGGAGGACAGGCCGGUCAGGGACGUCUGCCCGUGCAGCUGGGCUCCUGGCCUUCCCUGGACUGAAGAAGGUUCUGGAAGGAUCUGGGCCAGCUCUACAAUCUCUUCCUGAGCUGGGUUUGGGCCUUCUCCAGACUCAGGUCCAUGGUGUUCCAGCUGCAGGCGCACCCUUCACGCUCCCUGGCCUGUGCCUGCUUCUUCAGGCCCUCCCUACCGCAGCAGGCCCUGGGGCCGGCCACCAGCACUCAUGCUCUCUCUGCAUGUCUGUAGGUGGGACCCUUCUACAGCUGUGCUCUCUGGGGAGCUAGGGAUGCUCCAGGGUGGUCCCUUUUCAGCCAUCUGCUCUAACUCCAUUCUCCGCCCACCUCCACCCCCACCCCUGCCCCUCCAUAAGUGAAUAAAACCCAGCUAACUUGGAGGGCCUUUCUGCGGGUUUCCGACUCGGUUUGAACCCUCUGGGAAACAGUGCACACUGCAGGUGCUCCUGGGCUUUGGUUCAGAGCUGGGCUGGGCUGAUGGGGUGUUGAAUUCCUGGGUAAGGGCAUUGGGGUUUGGGGGGGAGGUUCUGCUUCCUGACCCCUGCUUAGUCCAGGCUGCUAUGGUGACAAAGACCUGUCCUGGUUUGAAAGCUGGGACCCCACCCCUACACACACACUCCAUUUUAAGUGAGAGGAAGAUGGGGUGAGGGUGUUUAGGUCCAAGAGCCCAGUUUUGUUUUGUUUUCUCUCCCUCUGCGUGAGAUGUGAUUUAAAUGUAAGGACUAUAAACAGUAGAGCCUGGGGUGCAGCCCCGCGGGGGGAGCCUGUGAGCUCACCCCGAGUGAUGCCCUGGGUUCCAUCCCUGGCUCUGCAGCGCAACAAGAGUGUGUUUGCUCUUCUCAAAUAGCACCCCAAAUAAAAGAGAAUUGCU
Sorex fumeus (smoky shrew) is the source of this 1367-nucleotide messenger RNA. It is a transcript of the gene CCL24, whose product is annotated as C-C motif chemokine ligand 24. Gene Ontology annotation, molecular function: CCR chemokine receptor binding; chemokine activity. The coding region runs from base 49 to 411 and encodes 120 amino acids. Gene Ontology annotation, biological process: immune response; neutrophil chemotaxis; monocyte chemotaxis. The record is from RefSeq and is a predicted model, not a curated record. Lineage: Eukaryota; Metazoa; Chordata; Mammalia; Eulipotyphla; Soricidae. Gene Ontology annotation, cellular component: extracellular region. The transcript has 3 exons.